AUGUUCCGAUCCCGGUCCCUAGGCCUGGCAAGUCCCACAGACUCCGCACUAGGUGGCGCAGUUUCCACGGCUGGAAAGAGCCCCAGUCAGUCCAGGAGUCUGAAAGGCAAUGAGCCUCUAUGGGGUGAGUUACAGCUGUCCCCCACAACAAAGAGCCCGAACCUCCAGGCCCAGGACCUCCUGCGGCAGAAGUGCUUGUUCGCGCGCCGGGACCCUGCGGGACCAGGGAGCGACCGCCUUGCCGCGGUCACCCCGGGGGCGCCCUGCCCGGAGGCCUCUGCUCUCCCGUGGACGCGGCCAGGCUGGUCCCAUGAGGGGGACUCUUUUGGUAACCAAGUCACUCUGCUUGGGUCGCGGGGCCAACGCAGUGACUGUGCGCGGGCAUCCGGCAGUCGGGGGAGGGGGGUGGCGAGGGGUCGGCCAGGGGUCGCGGGUUCCGCUCCUGGUAGCGGGCCAGCUCCGUGCCUGCCGCGUUGGCGCAACUGCGGGCGGUGCAGGGCAGUUGCUGCCAGGGAGGAGCGGCGGCGGAGGCAGGGCGGGGCGGGCCCCGCCUGUGGAGAGCACUGGGAGGUCGGGCGUGGGGCAGCGCACGGCGGCGGCGGGGCUGCGGUUCAGAUUUCUCCGUGGACAAUGGCAGCCACGAUUCAGGCCAUGGAGAGGAAGAUUGAAUCACAGGCUGCUCGCCUGCUUUCCCUAGAAGGUCGAACUGGGAUGGCUGAGAAGAAGCUGGCCGACUGCGAGAAAACAGCCGUGGAGUUCGGGAACCAGCUGGAGGGCAAGUGGGCCGUGCUGGGAACCCUCCUGCAGGAGUAUGGGCUGCUGCAGAGGCGGCUGGAGAACGUGGAGAACCUGCUUCGCAACAGGAACUUCUGGAUCCUGCGGCUGCCCCCGGGCAGCAAGGGGGAGGCCCCCAAGGUGCCCGUGACCUUUGAUGAUGUGGCCGUGUAUUUCUCCGAGCAGGAGUGGGGCAAGCUGGAGGACUGGCGGAAGGAGCUCUACAAGCAUGUGAUGAGGGGCAACUACGAGACGCUGGUCUCCCUGGACUAUGCCAUCUCCAAGCCCGAGGUCCUCUCCCAGAUUGAACAAGGGAAGGAGCCGUGCAGCUGGCGCUGCCCCGGCCUCAAGAUUCCAGAUGUUCCUGUGGACCCCAGUCCAGAACUGUCUGAUCUCCUGCCACUGAGUAAGUGAAACAGCUGAAAAUGAGAGCCAAGGCUGAUCCCUGUGGGUGCCAAACUUUGAUGUCCAUGGAAUCUGCGGCAUCCCCCAGUCUCCUAGCUGAAAACAGCUACCACCACCAUCAGAGGGGGCUUGAGAGACCGCAGUUACUGUCCGUGGUGUGCCGCUCUCACCCAGAAGGCUACAGACUGCAAGGUGUUCAUCAGAUAAUACUGGGCCAAACACUGGAGACCAUCUAAAUAUCCAUGGGCAGGGAAUUGGUAAAGACGUUACAGUACAUUCGCAGGAUGGAAUGUGAUACAAUGGAAUCGGUAAGCUGGAUCCACUGCACUGGCAUGGGAAGACGCUUCAGUGAAACAUUAAGUGAAAAGCAGAUGCACAACAGACGUAUGAUAUGAGCUCGUUUUGGCUUUAAAAAAUACGUUACAUACAAUUAUACAAUCUGUGAUAUAUUCAAAUCCAUCUCUAAAUGAACUAGUGGAGAUGUCCAAAAGGAAGCUGGAGUUCGAGGGCAGGUCCUGGCUAAAGACAUACAUCUGUGGGUCUCCUGCCCAUUUAAGUCACAGGACGGAAUGAGAUCAGUGAGGAAGUGAGUAGAAAAGAGAAGACGUCUGGGGACUAGGACCUGGGCCAUUAAAUGUUUAGAAAUGGGGAUGCUAAGCAGAGAAUUACAAAGAGAACAACAGAGAAAGAAUGACAGCCCCCAAGUCAUUUCCAAAAAAUGCUACAGAGGGUCUGAGUCAAAGAUGAGAGUCACCCAGGACAGAUGGCCACCAAGGACUGUGACAAUCACAGUUUCAGUGCAGUUGGGUCGGUGUUUCCUGGGAAGCCUCCUGACCCUCCUGAUGGGUGGAACUCCUGCCACAUGCUCCCAUGCACCUGUAUGUCUAUGGAAGCAGGCACAGUUUGCCACAGUUACUGCAAAUGUGCCUGCAGGGUUCAUUGUAUAUCAUGAAUGGUGAAUACAUACAUAAAUUUUGUUCAAAAGUGUGAACAAAAAAUAGAGGCUAUAUUGAUGGAAUGAGAUUCCAGGCAACGCCAAGGGGUGGAUGAAGAACACAGGAUGUGCUCCAGAGAGGAGCAGGCAGGCUUUGUCUCUUAGCCAGGAGGGGAUGAGGAGAAGGUGAAGAUGCAGAGCAGCAGGGGAUGCUGAGAGGCCUCCACAGCCUUGGUCUUCUCAGUCAGGUAGAAAACAGGUCAUCCAAAGAGAAUAGAAGUAGGGUGGGACUCAUUACUUGGGAAGAAGGGCAAAGCGUGAACCAGGCACUGUGGGAAAUGGAGAAGGGUUCAAUUAGAAAGGAAUAAGAUCAUGGCUCAUUAGCACAGAGGUGCUGGUUGAGAUCAGGCUGGUGUAGAUUUGCAGUGGGACUAUAUGGCUCUACAAUUUACUCCAGCAAAGACUGACUCCCUCAGAGCAAAGGUGGGAAAGGCCAAUGGCGAGUGUCUCCAUGGAAGCAGAAGGGCUUAUGAGGGAGGUAGAUAGACCACAGGCCAAGCCCUGAACCGAGCUGGAAUCAUGAGUGAGAGGCCAAACACAGGGUCCUUGAUGGGCAGGCAGAUAGCUGAGCCCCAGGGUGGCUCUCCGCUUAUGGGAACAGAAAGAGGCGGAUAAGAUUAAGGUCAAGAUGAGGAUAAUGAACCAUUUUCAGUAAUGGUAAGGAAAACAGGUAAACAACAGAAGAGGUGUCAUAAAAGGACUUCUCUGAUUCUAAGAUCUUGAAAGAGAAUAGCUUGAGUGAUAAUCAGGUUUGGCUAUGAAUGCUGAACACCCAAAAUGACAAAGGAUUAAAGCAAAACCCAAACAAACCAGAAGCUUCCUUUUCUGCCACAUAAAAGUGCACACAACCAGGUGGUCCGGGCAUGGCACUCCAUUGGGUCAGGAACCCAAUUUCUUCUUUUUGCCUGUCUGGUCGGCUUGGCUAUCAUCCCAGCAUGCCAUUGCCCACAGUAGUGUGUCUACCUCCCAGCCAGCGGGAAGGAGGAAAAGACAAGCGUCUCCAUGUAAGAACAUGCAUCCCUUUCACCUACAUCUCAUUGACCAGCCUUAUGCCUGUGGCCUCACAGCUCCAAGGGCAUCUGGGGAGUGCACUUCUUCUGGGAAGCUGCAUACCCAGCUAAUAACCAAGAAGGAGGGUAGAAGGCACUGGUGGAAAACUCUGAACCUCUGCCUCACCACAGCUCUUGAGAGGCACAGUGAGUGGAGUUUGUGAACAUUCCUAAAACCAGGAAGAUGGAAAUCUCAUGAGGUCAUUGCAUUGGAAGCACAUUGCCUUGCAGUUUGACAUUCCUGAGGAUGAAGGCAGAGGGAGGUGAGGAAAAUAUGAUUGUUAGUCUGGUUCUAAAAAUUUCCUCUAAGUUUGUGGAGUCCCAAAUAUCAGAGAAGACAUCAAUGGGGAGAGGAGAGCCCACGCUCUGAGAACGAGAUGGCUCUGAGAGAGAAGUGUGGUGGGAUGGUAGCAUCUGGAGGCAAUGAGUAGACUGAGGCUGGGAGGGUGAAGGUGGCCUCUCUGUGCAGAGGUUGAAGGGGAAGGAUGGCUUCAGGGAAGGUGGCCUUCAGGUCUGCAAGGAGGGAUAACAAGGAAGAGUUGCAGGGAAAGGUUCAGGAGGAAGGAGAGUGUUUACAGAGCAGCUAGAGGGCUGGUGGGCUUGGGUGGAGGAGCUGAAACAGUAGUGGGGAUACAGGAAGGACGCUGCCCCGAGAGACCAUUUGCACUAUCAGAAAACAUUCGAGGGCGGGACGGGAAAGAGCAAGCACCCAAGUUCCAGGCCAAACUCUUAAGUGUUUGUGAAACUGGAACAGCAGAAACCAUGUCUUAAAACAUUCAAGAUUUUGUGGGUACAUACUGGGUGUGUAUAUUUACAGGGUAUAUGAGCUGUUGUGAAACAGGCAUGCAACGGGAAAUAAGCACAUCAUGGAGUAUGGGGUUUCCAUCCCCUCUAGCAUUUAUUCUUUGAGUUACCAGUGCCACUUUUUGGAGGGGAAAACAAGUACUAAAUGAAUCAAAAGGAAUCCGCUUUGUUGAAAAGGAGUUUAUGAAGUACAUCAUUGAAGAUUAAGGAAGUCCUGUUUUUCAGGCUCCUGUCUCUUAUAAAGAAGGUCAGAAGACACAGGAUAUUUUCAUCUCAGGGAGUAGAGCAAAGCACCGUUUGCUAAACGAUCAAAUGAGACAGAGCCUCAAGUGACACCACACUUGACCAGGCUGUAUCUUUAAUGCCUUCUUUGUUGUGUUUUCCUGCCAUUCAAGGUAGAGAUAGUAAGACUCUCUUGCUGUCACAUAGCCUGUUUUUAACCUAUCUAAAACAUUACAAGAGCCUGUUUUUAACCUAUCUAAAACAGAAACUUCAGUUGUUUAUAUAAAUUUGAAGAAUUAUUAAAUGUUUUAGGUAGUUUUGGAAAAGGUUCAUAAAACAGGAUUAGUGUGAGGGAUACUAAAAAUCAUGAAUUGUACUUCCGAAUUCUAUGCUGUAUUGCUGAACCUCCAUGAAUUUUGAGAUUUUGUAUCAAAAACACUGUUCAUUCUCCAAAGCAUAGAAAGCCAUCAUGUCCUUUAGUUUUUGAGAUUGUUACUACCAAAUACCCAGUGAUGACCUGUGAAUCUUCCUGCCAGAUUUCCCCUAAUAGGUCCUUCAGCCAUUUGCCUGGAAACUGCAUUGUGGAGUGGGAAAUAGCCACAUAAUUUUGGGAUUAUUGGUUGUCUACUGCAUCUGUGAAGUUUCUGGAGGUUCAGUAUUCUGGGGAGCAUCAGAAUAUCCCAGGGAAGACCACAUCCUGCAUCUUGCUUUGUUUAGCUACCACCACCAUCAGAGGGGGCUUGAGAGACCGCAGUUACUGUCCGUGGUGUGCCACUCUCACCCAAAAGGCUACAGACUGCAAGGUGUUCAUCAGAUAAUACUGAGAUGAGCCUUAGAUGACUGACUAAAAGGUUCCAGUUGGGUUGCUUUUUACCUGUUCUUAUUUUUGCUUACCAAUUUUGGAAUCUGACUCCAGCUUCCUUUUCCUUGCAGGGCCCAUGAUCUGUAUCUGUCUGCAUGGAGAGAAAAGAGGCCGGUAAGGUCAGGUCAGUUCUCUAGGAAGCCCCAGCAGACUUCCUCCAUCGUCCUCCUCUGGUCCUGAGUCUGCAGCACCCCCAGGUGGGAAAUCCAGAACACGGAGCCAAAGUCCAGGAUUUGGCACUCUGAGCUCCCAAAUCUAAGCUCAUUAGAUUUCUCAUGCCCGGAGGAGGUGGACAUGAGGCUGCCGCUGGCUCAUGUAGUUGUGUGCCUCAGCACAAGCUGGGUGCUGUGGAGAAUACAGCAGGAUUUAGAGACAUGGCCCAGCCCUCUCUUGGGGAUCACAUGGAUGUGCCUGGGGAGAGUCCCGACAACUCUGAGGAAGUGCUGGAGUGCUACUCAGAGGGCUGCAGAAGGCAGGGGUCUGUGCCUCACAAACUUGAAGUUCAUAAAAUCGCACUUUGGGAGGCCAAGGCGGGUGGAUCACGAGGUAAAGAGACCGAGACCAUCCUGAUCAACAUGGUGAAACCCUGUCUCUACUAAAGAUACAAAAAAUCAGCUGGGCAUGGUGGCGCGUGCCUGUAAUCCCAGCUACCCAGGAGGCUGAGGCAGGAGAAUUGCCUGAACCCAGGAGGUGGAGGUUGUGGUGAGCUGAGAUCGCGCCAUUGCACUCCAGCCUGGGUAACAAGAGUGAAACUCCGUCUCAAAAAAAAAAAAAAAAAAGUUCAUAAAAUCACCUGAGGAAUUGAGUCAGCACUUCGGAGAUACUGUGGGUCUGAGAUUAGAUAUGCUGUGUUAUUUUUUUCCAUGGUGGAUCGGGAGGAGCUUAUGACCCAGGACCCACUUUGAUGACUAAAAGUAAAACAGGUAGGGGGCACCUGGAUUUGAACCAGGGACCUCUUGAUCUGCAGUCAAAUGCUCUACCCCUGAGCUAUACCCCCAGUGGUAAGAGGAUAGUGUAAUUCACCCCCUUUUCAUGUGUCCCCAGCACACCAAGAGCAAGACCCAGCUCUGCCGAUUGGGAUGUCCAAUCCAGUUCUGUUUCUCUGAACUCUGGCCUCCUGUCACUAUUACUUCUGUCUCCAUCCCUUCUGUGAACACCUGGCUGAGGACACGCUGGUGGCCUGGUUGAGCUUUAUGACUGGAGAGACCCUUCAAGUCAUCCAGAUAAUCCUCUGACAGUAGCUGUCGAGCAUCAUGCCAGGUGUGCUGGGCUGGGGACAGAACUCUAACUGGGUGACACCACCUUCCCCUGCACCGAAAGGAGACCCAGAGUCUGUGUCUGGAGGCUUGUAUUUGAUGUAGAAUACUGUUUGUGAUAAUUUGUCAAGUGAAAAGCAAAUUGCUUUUGUUAAAAAAAAAAGUUACUCAACAAAUACUACUCAGCCUUUUGAAAGUGUGGCACAUAUACACCGUGGAACACUGUGCAGCCACAGAAAAGAAUGAGAUCAUGUCCUUUGGAGCAACAUGGAUGGAGCUGCAGGGCGUUAUCCUUAGCAAACUAAUGAGGAGGAGAAAACCAAAUGCCACAUGUUCUCACUUCGAAGUGGGAGGUAAAUAAUGAGAACAUGUGGACACAGCAGAACACCACACACUGGCACCUACCUGAGGGUGGACAGUGGAAGGAGAGAAGAUCAGCCACUAUAUGCAUAGUAUGUGGCUGAUGAAAUAAUCAGAUCCCUGUGGCAUGAGUUUACCUAUAUGACCUGCAUGUGUACCCCUGUACCUAAGAUAAAAGAAAAAAAAAAACAUUAAAAAGAUGGUACUCUACAGAGUACCACUUCUAGGAAUUUACCCUUCAGAAGUAUUCAUAAAAGUGUAUGAAGACACAUGUAAGCAGAUGUUCAUCACAGUGGUUUUGAAUUCCUCGCAGCGAAACACUGGAGAUCAUCUAAAUAUACAUUGGCAGGGAAUUGGUUAAAACCAGACUUUGUCUCUUAGCCAGGAGGGGAUGAGGAGAAGGUGAAGGUGCAGAGCAGCAGGGGAUGCUGAGGGGCCUCCACGGCCAUGGUCUUCUAAGUCAGGUAGAAAAUAGGUCGUCUAAAGAGAAUAGAGAUAGGGUGGGACUCAUUACUUGGGAAUAAGAGCAAAGCGUGAAGCAGGAUUGUGGGAAAUGGAGAAGGGUUGAAUUAGAAAGGAAUACGGUCGUUGCUCAUUAGCAGAGAGAUGCUGGUUGAGGUCAGAAUGGUGUAGAUUUGCAAUGGGACCAUUUUUCUGUGUCUACAGUUUUCUUCUGUAAGAACUGGCUACCCCAGAGCAAAGGUAGGAAAGACCAAAGGUGUGUGUAUCCCCAGAUGCAGAAGGGGAAGGUAAACAGACCACCGGCCAAGCUCUCAGAGGAGCUAGCAUCAUGACUGAGAGGCCAAACAUGGGGUCCAUAAUGGGCGGGCAGAUAGCUGAACCCCAAGGUGGCUCUGGGGUCGUAGAAAGAGAGAGAGAAGUACAAGAUUAAGGUCAGAAUGAGAAUAAUGAACCAUUUUCAGUAACAGUAUGGAGAACAGGUAAACAUCAGACAAGGUACCAUUAAAGGACUUUUCUGAUUUUCAGAUCUUGAAAGGGAAUAGUUUGAGUGAUGAUCAGGUUUGGCUAUGAAUGCUGAACAGUUAAAGCAAAAUGGAAAGAAACCAACCAGAAGCUUCCUUAUCUGCCGCUUAAAAGUCCACAGCUAGGUGCUCCAGUAACUCUGCAGCUUCCUGCUGUGUUUGCUCUGCUGGAGAGCCUUCUGCACAGCCCGUGCCCUGGGACUUCCUCCAGCCUCACCGGGACAUUCUUCCCAUCUCUGUCUCCUGCCUGUGAGUCUCUUCUUCCUGAUUCCAAGUCUCGAAUGCUUAUUAAUUUACUUCCUCAUUUUGGCAGAGGAUGUCCUCCAGUUGCUUUCUGGGACUGGUGAGUAGAGGUGCAUUUUUAAAGACUUUACAUGCCUCAGAAUGUCCAUAAUUCUAUUUACACACCUGAUUAGCAGUCUGGGUACAUAGAUUUCUAGUUUAACUUACAAUCCUUCAUAUUGUGAGGAUUUUUCCUGUUGUCUUCUAGUGUCUAAUAUUGCUGUUGAAAAGUCAGGUGCAGUUGUGAUCCUCUAUCUUUUGUCUGUCACCUGUUUCUUUCAGUUUUUAAGCUUUGACGAUCUUCCCUUUUGUCCUGAUAUUCUCUAAUUAUACUAUGAUGAAGAUAAUUUUUUAUUCAUUGUGCUGGGCAUUUGGAGAAUCUUUUCUAAUGGAUAGCCAAGUCCUUUCCUUAUGCGUAAUCUUCCUGUAUAAUCUCCUGUCCAUCAUGUUCUCUUUUUGGGACUUUUAUUAGUGUGUGUUUGUUUGUUUGUUUGUUUGUUUGUUUGUUUGUUUUGAGACAGGGUGUUGCUCACCAUAACGUUGAACUCCUGGCCUCAAGUGAUCCUCCCAUCUUAGCCUCCUGAAUGGCUAGGCUUACAGACAUACCCCAUUAUGACGAACUAAUUUUUUUUCUUUGUAGAAACAGGGGUCUUAACUGUCCAGGCUGGUCUUGAACUCCUGGCCUCAAGUGAUCCUCCUACCUGGGCUUCCCAAAGAGCUGGGAUUAUACACAUGAACCACUACACCAAGCCUACUAGUUGUUUUUCACACAUCUUGGUUUUAACCUCUGACUUUAUUAUUUUUAUCUCUCUUAUUAUCUUUUCCUUUGUCUUUUUGUUUUAUUUUACUUUCUGGGAAACUGCCUCACCUUUAUUUUUCAAACUCUCUAUUUAAUUUUUUAUAUCCUCUAUCCUUUUUUCUUAAUUUCAAACAUUAUCUGUUCUCUAAGUGACCCUUUUUAUGUGUCUUGUUUAACAGAUGGAAUACUUUCUCAUAUCUCUCUCAGGAUACUGAUUCGUUUCUUUGAUGUUUUCCUCUCUUCCCAGCUAAUAUACAAGUGAACCAAUGACCUGCAGUUCUGUCUGUGCAGGGAUAAUGACCAGUCAGAUUCUCUCUUUUCAAGAUGUUUAACAUAACAGAUGCCAAGAAAGGGAAAAGGAGCUGACAGCAGAGGGGGAAGCUGAAAAGACAUGCAAAGAAUGGCCAUAAAAGAUAUGAGUAUGUCGAAUGAUGAGUGAUCAGAAACUCCGAGUGAUGUGGUACAGGUGUUAGUAGAGCAGGAAAGCCGACGAUCAGGUUGGCUGUCAGUGAGGUCCUGUUAGAGAAGGGGCAGUCUAGGCCUGAGUCCUAAAGCUUCAUUAGUGAUGUCAGAAGUCACAGUCCCAGCUUCAAAGGCCUCAGUUGUCUGAAUAUUUCUGGAUCCCCACGAAAAGCCCAUGACUCCUGUUUUAUUCUCACUGCACACCCCUGCCUAUGAUGACCCUGAGACACUCCAUGCCUUCUAACCCAGUGGCAAUAUCAUCAGGGUGGGAGCUGGCUGGCUGCUCAGAUGCCCCCCAGGCAGAGUCUCAUCAUAAGCACCAUGUUUAGGUCUCACCUUUCUGCAAUGUUUCAAUUUCACCCAAAGCCACAGUUUCAAAAAAUGAACAUUAUUUCACGACUCUGGAUCUUCCCAUUAUAGAACUAUUCACACUCCCUAAUCAGGGCUCCCUUCCCACAUUAGGACAGGCAGGGGGACUCCAGCAAGGCCGGCGUUAGGGUGGAGGUGGCUGUGCAGCCCCUGGGGUAUUUGCUGCUCUAGGCCAGAGCACCCUACCUCUGCCUGCCCAGCAGCAGAGCCCCUCUCCAGGGAUUAUUCAGGUCCUGCUGGGAGGAACAAACAGCAAGUCACUGGACCCUUCCCCUUCAGAUAUGUUAGAAGGACUUCCUAAGUCCCCGUCAGCAACACAUGUACAAACUGUCUGUUGGAGAAGGUACCUUCUACAGAGAGGCAUGCCCAUCAGAUUCUCAGAAGGUGAGCUGAUUUUCAAGUUACAGUAGCUCCGUAGCUACCAGAAGAGCCCAAGUGAGAUCUGACGAAGUGGUUCUAGCCUCUCUAUCCACCUGCCCUCCAAGGAGCUGAAGACUUCAGGCUGAGGAGGGCUGGCUGAAAUGGUCGGAAGACGGGACUGAAAGGGAAGCAAGGCUUGGCCUCUUAGCAGGGGAGCACACCUGCUAGUAAGCCGAAGCCACUCUAGGUGUGAAGAAAGAGCCGCAGGCAAGAAGAGCAUGGGGCUCAGCUCCCAGAGUCAGAGAUACUGCUUGGCCAGCCCAUGCCAGUGCUAGGGUACAGUAGCUGAGUGCAGACCAAAAGGCCUUGCUUCCAGUCUAAGCACCCUUCGUCUGGGCUUGCAUUUAAUCAGCAAAGACAGUUCUGCACUUCUCAGUUCUUUGACCCAAGAAGCCUCAUUCUGAAUCUGGAAAGUCUGUAAAUAAAACUACGGUUAACUUUGAAUAUCACAGGUUUGAACUGUGGGUCCCCUUAACACAGAGAUGGUCUUCUGCCUUUGCUGCCCCAAGACAGCAAGUCCAGCCCCGCCUCUUCCUCUUCUUCUUCGGCCUCCUCCGUGAAGAUGACAAAGAAUAGGACCUCUAUGAUGAUCCACCUCCUCUUCUAUAGCUCCCUGUCCCCACGCACUGCAGGGCCCACUCUUGAUGCCGGCCGGUGCUGAGGCUCCUCCCUCCUGCAUGGCUCCUGCCUGUAGCUCUGCAAGAGCAAGGCCACGCUUCCUACAUGAGGCUCCAACUUCCUUCCUCGCAUCAAAACUUGCAAAGAAAUGGACUGGCCCCUUAGAAGCUGUUGUUGCUUUUGAGUCUAUGGAGAGACUAGAUGGAGUGAGCCCAGCAGAGCAUGCUGGGCAAGAGAGGUCCUGCGUCCCAAAUCAGAAUUUCAAGUGGUACAAAAUGAGGCAGUAAACCUGCAUGUGGAGGUCCGAUAUCACUUGCAGAAGUGAAUUGAACAGAUGUCUCUCUUUUGGUAAGGAUGUGGUUUUAUUGACUUGAAAUAAGAAUGUUCUCGAGCAACAGCUGGUCACCCAUGGGAUGCUGCCACAAGGAAUAAUUGAGCACUGACUCAGACACAGGGGAAACCACUGCCUCUGCCAGUCUUUCUCCCAGAUUCCAGCAGUCAGCGUUGAGCAUUUCACCUUGUUCACCUCCCUGGGAAGACGUUGCAGCUCACUUGCCCCAGUGGGCACUGGGAGGCUCUGCUCGGGUGGGAAACAGAUGCCCCCCAACAUGUACAUCUGGUGUUUCCCAUAUGAAGCAGGUACAGGGGUCCUCACGUGAACACAGGAGCAGGGAAGUAGCCCCAGGGCAUAGUGUGGAGCCUCGUAUGGGGAAACAGGGAUUAGGGAGGGGCAAGGAAGAGGAGUUGGCCAAGAGGUAGCAGGUGGUCAUCUAGACGGUCAUGAUGGGUGAGGGGUCUGGCAUCUCACUUUUCAGAUGUGGGGAUCUGGUAAAUUUCGGUUUCUUAUUACUAUCUGGGAAGACUGCUGGUAGGUUUCCUGAGAACACAAAUGUAAAUUUUGCCUUGGGUUUCAAGAAGGAGAGGGUCAAUUUCUAGGUUUAUUCAAGAAAAACCAUAAACCUCAGUUCUACAGGACAGUUGGGCCUGUUUCAAGGCUCUGAGGAUAAGGAUUAAUGAGGGGACAGAGUCACCUGGAGAACUUCACUGGGGCCUACAAGAAACUACAGAGGCUUUCUGGCAAAGCUCUCUGCUGUCUACUCUCUCUUCUCUCCUUGCAGGAAGAUUCCAAUACCAUUCCAGACCCCAGAGGUGAAACGGAUUUUGUUCAAUAAGUAGAAAACUGAAGGGCUGUGGGAGGCACAUGGAUUUUAACUAGAGCCCUCUUGGCCUGCAGGCAAAUGCUCUACCUUGAGUUGCACCCUUCACUUGUUAGAACUGUUUCUGAUAAGUGCCUGUGCAGCCACAUCAACACCUCAGUUUCUUCUUGGUCAGUCCAUCGGAACAGCCCCACUGCAGACAACCCAUUCAUGCUCUCCUCUUUCCCUAAACCCCAACCCCCUUCCACCUGUAGGCAAUCCACAGGCCUACAGCUUCUCCUCUCAGUGGGAAAGACAUCAGCUUGGAAAACCAUUAACUUUAUCCUAGAAAGGCUUUUUAAAUGACCCAGCAGAGCAAGUCCUCAGACGGCCUUGGCCAACCCAGUGCGUCUCUCUUUUCUUGGUUGUAGUUCUCAGAAUAACUGGAGAAUGUGCCGGGAGUGCUGUGUCCUGAGAUAAGGAGGAACUAUCCUAAACCCGGACUCUGUUCCCCUCACACCUAGAACAGGACGUCCUGCAGCACGUUAGCCCAAUGAUCCAAAUUGCCCUUGGGGUAUAAAACCGAGAGCAGAGGGUGUUCAGGGUCCCUCAGCUGCAGUGUGAAGUGGGACACACAAAGGUGAGACUCCCUUCUGCCCUGGGCAGCUUCCUGAGCCUUGGGGGACCAGCUCACCCGAAAUCCCAGGCUUCUGUUGUCCCUUGCCUGUCUGAGGAAUAAAGUUGCUUUGCUUAA
Molecule: messenger RNA, 12549 nt
Organism: Callithrix jacchus (white-tufted-ear marmoset)
Lineage: Eukaryota; Metazoa; Chordata; Mammalia; Primates; Cebidae
Source: RefSeq, a predicted model, not a curated record